Molecule: messenger RNA, 1017 nt
Organism: Penicillium daleae
Lineage: Eukaryota; Fungi; Ascomycota; Eurotiomycetes; Eurotiales; Aspergillaceae
Product: prephenate dehydratase PHA2
Exons: 1
Coding region: 1-1017 (338 amino acids)
Biological process (GO): L-phenylalanine biosynthetic process
Cellular component (GO): cytoplasm
Molecular function (GO): prephenate dehydratase activity; chorismate mutase activity
Source: RefSeq, a predicted model, not a curated record
AUGCCCGCCGAUCGCUUGAAAGUAGCCUUCCUAGGCCCGCUGGCCUCGUUCUCGCAUCAGGUACGAGUCAUAAACUCUACGCCCAGUCUUACCCCACACUAUUGGCCGAAAGUUGACUCUAACAAAUGCUUCGUGAUCCUGCAGGCCGCAGCAGAGUCCUUUGAAAGGACGGACGCCGAAUUGCUUCCGCACGUCUCCUUCGCAGAUGCCUUUACGGCGGUUCAGCAGCAAGUUGCCGACUAUGCGGUUAUUCCGUUCGAGAACUCGACCAACGGCUCUGUCGUGCAGACAUUGGAUCUCCUUGCAGAUCGAAGCGCUCUCUACACGGACGUCGAGGUUUGCGGGGAGUACUACCUGACCGUGCACCACUGCCUGCUCGUGCGCAAGGGCACGUACCCGUCCGGUUGGGCUGGCUACGACGGCUCAAUCACCAAGCUAUAUACACACCCACAGGCCUGGGGCCAAUGUAAUAAUCUGCUGUCACAACAUUUCAAGGGUGUCGAGAGACAAGAUGUCUCGUCUACCUCCAAAGGAGCGGAGAUCGUUUCAAAAGAGACCGGCGAGCAAGCGGCGGCUAUCGCCAGCAAAUUCGCAGCAGAGCAUCACGGCGUUGACAUAUUGAAGGAGAACAUUGAGGAUCGUGCAGAUAACACAACCCGCUUCCUCAUCCUUAGAAAUACUCGUGUUGAGCGUACCGCUCAACUUGCAUUCGAGCAGCCGUCUACGUCAUCCUCCGCAAGCACGCAAAAGACUUUGAUCUCCUUCGCGAUUGACCAUUCCUCACCGGGUGCUUUGGCUAACGCACUGCUCAUUUUCAAGGCUCACGGGCUGAACCUUACGAGUAUCAACACGAGACCGAGCCUGAAGCGCGCUUGGCAAUAUAUUUUCUUUGUCGAGUGCGGGCGAACCCCUUCGGACGAGAACAAGGAGGCUGUUCUCAAAGCCCUGGAAGAUUUGCGUCAUGCGACGGAGUUUUGUAGGGAUUGGGGAUCUUGGAAGGAUCAGCUCUCCAUGUGA